This is a messenger RNA of Equus caballus (horse), 1667 nucleotides long. RefSeq names its product HEXIM P-TEFb complex subunit 2 (gene HEXIM2). The record is from RefSeq and is a predicted model, not a curated record. Gene Ontology annotation, cellular component: cytoplasm; nucleoplasm; nucleus. Gene Ontology annotation, molecular function: 7SK snRNA binding; cyclin-dependent protein serine/threonine kinase inhibitor activity. NCBI's taxonomy places the organism in Eukaryota, Metazoa, Chordata, Mammalia, Perissodactyla, Equidae. Gene Ontology annotation, biological process: negative regulation of cyclin-dependent protein serine/threonine kinase activity; negative regulation of transcription by RNA polymerase II.
GGGAGACUGCAGUCCAGGUUGGGGCCUCCGGGGGCAGUGGGGAAAGGACGCCUUCUGAGCCUGCUAGUAUUUUCUCAUUGGAACCACUGACCCACUCCACUCCCAGCCUUUCCCGGUCAUCGCUGUAUAUUCGCCUCUCCGGGCAGGCAGUCUCCUGGUUGUUGGGGGGAACAAAGCUUAGGCCUACUUUCCUAGCUGCCAGCCUGGCCUCAGUGACUUCCAGAAGAACAGUAUAGGAUGUAAGCUCUGGCCUGGGGCCUGAGGAACAAAUCUGGGAAGAUAGCCCCUUAAUUCCCAUUUGGCCCCUUGCUGGCUUGAGGUGUGAAAACCAGGGUGUGGAGGCGGCCAUCAGAGGCUUCAUAUGAAAAUGAAGGUCUUGCUACAAAAUGGCUGCCACUGCCUUGGUAAAAAAUACCGGGGCAGCCAGAGUCUUCCUGAAAAUUCUACUUCAGGACUUCACUUUCUGUUAUUUAAAGCAGGUGUCACUAGUUAAAGGCAUCUGCUGAAAGAUUUGGAACUUCAGAAGAAGGUGGCUACUCCGAAGCAGACUAACUGUAAUACAGAGUCACCAGCAGCCCUGGAGGCGGCCAAGACUUCUGGCACCCCUGGGAGCCCCACAACCCGCCCUGAGCCUCAUGACCCUGGUGGUUCCCUGCCCCUGACACCCCAGAUGGAAAGCCGCUUGGAGGAGGAAGAUCCUCCUGGGACUGGCGGUGGCCUGGGCUGGAAAACUAGGGGUCCCUGGACCCGGAGCCCAGGGAGCUGCUCGGGAGAGGCUGUGCUGGGCCGGAAGAGGCACCGACGGCGGCCGUCAAAGCGCAGGCGGCACUGGCGGCCCUAUCUGGAGCUGAGCUGGGCUGAGAAGCGACAGCAGGAUGAGAGGCAGGGCCAGAGAGCCUCCCGAGUCCGUGAGGAGAUGUUCGCCAAAGGCCAGCCCGUGGCCCCCUACAAUACCACCCAGUUCCUGAUGAAUGACCGAGACCCUGUGGAGCCCAACUUGGAUGUGCCCCAUGGGGCCUCCCACCCAGGCUCCAGCGGGGACAGUGAGGCAGGGGACAGCGACGGGGGCCAAGUUCAUGGUGAGUUCCAGCAGAGGGAUUUCUCGGAGGCUUACGAGCGCUACCACACCGAGCGCCUCCAGGGCCUCAGCAAGCAGGAGCUGGUGCAAGACUACCUGGAUCUGGAGAGGCGGCUGUCACAGGCCGAGGAGGAGACAAGGAGACUGCAGCAGCUGCAAGGGUGCAUCAGCCGGCAGCCCUGUCGCCAGGUGGAGGAGCUGGCUGCUGAGGUAGAGAGGCUCCGCACGGAGAACCAGCGGCUUCGGCAGGAGAACGAGAUGUGGAACCGAGAGGGCAGCCGCCACAAUGGAGAGCCGGGCACCUAGGGGUACCCCCCAGCCAGGUUGACCCAGGGAGAAGGUCCUGUUUCAUACACACUCAGGCCAGCUGGGUCUCAAGGAGGCAGGAGGCAGAUGAAAACCACUCUCAGCACCCUUGUGCCCCCUGAGAACAGCUAAAAUAGGGUCAGACUUCCACCUUGUCGUUUCCACAAUUUAUUCUUUUUUAAAAAAAUAUUUUAUUUUUUCUUUUUCUCCCCAAAGCCCCCCAGUACGUAGUUGUAUAUAUUUUAGUUGUGGGUCCUUCUAGUUGUGGUACGUGGGACACUAC